This is a messenger RNA of Mobula hypostoma (lesser devil ray), 7084 nucleotides long. Its product is annotated as electrogenic sodium bicarbonate cotransporter 1-like. Gene Ontology annotation, molecular function: sodium:bicarbonate symporter activity; solute:inorganic anion antiporter activity; monoatomic anion transmembrane transporter activity. The transcript is spliced from 26 exons. The record is from RefSeq and is a predicted model, not a curated record. Gene Ontology annotation, biological process: transmembrane transport; regulation of intracellular pH; bicarbonate transport. Bases 248 to 3493 code for a protein of 1081 amino acids. Gene Ontology annotation, cellular component: plasma membrane; basolateral plasma membrane. Lineage: Eukaryota; Metazoa; Chordata; Chondrichthyes; Myliobatiformes; Myliobatidae.
AAUAUGGAAAUAAAAUUGCCCGGCGAGUAUCUUGACUAGAGAGAGGCUCUCGCAAACACAGCCAGUCUCUGACUCGCAGGUUGUGUUACCUUACCCCGGCGUGGUCGCAGCCGAGAGAGAGAGAGAGGAAAUCCCCCGGCUGUGUGUUUCAUGGUGCCUGUGCUGAGGCAGGGACAGUGAGAAGGCUCUCAAACCCCCUCUCUCCGGAUAUUACUGCAAAGUGGAACUCGAGCACAUAGCUUCGAGGAUGGAAGAUGAGGCGGUGUUGGAUAGAGGAGCCUCCUUCAUUAAACAUGUCUGCGAUGCGGAGGAAGUAGAGGGCCAUCACACGGUUUAUAUUGGGGUUCACGUGCCGAAGAGCUAUCGGAGAAGGAGGCGACAUCGGCGACGGGGUGUUGGCCAGAAGGAGAGGAACAAAGAGCGAGAAAAAACAGCCGAGGCUUUGGACCGUUCUGAUACAGAAACUAAUGAAGACCAGACAGGCGGGAGCCUGUUCAAACCCCACAUUUCACCUGCAGCGGAGAGAAUCCGUUUCAUCCUCGGGGAGGAUGACGAGAGCCCUGCGCCCCAGCUCUUCACAGAGAUGGAUGAACUUUUGGCUGUUGAUGGGCAGGAGAUGGAAUGGAAGGAGACGGCCAGGUGGAUCAAGUUUGAGGAGAAGGUUGAAGAAGGGGGCGAGAGAUGGAGCAAGCCGCAUGUGGCCACACUCUCCCUACACAGCUUAUUUGAACUCCGCACUUGUAUAGAGAAGGGAACGGUCAUGUUGGAUAUGGAAGCUUCAACUCUCCCUCAGAUUGUGGAGACGAUCAUUGAUGAACAAGUUGCCAAAGGGCUGUUGAAAGCUGAGCUGAAGGAGAAGGUGACCUACACUCUGCUUCGGAAACACCGGCACCAGACCAAAAAAUCCAACCUCCGUUCCCUGGCUGAAAUCGGGAAGACGGUAUCCAGUGCAAGUAGGCUGUUUUCCACAUCAGAUAAUGGUAGCCCAGCGUUAAUGCAUCGCAACCUGACCGCAACCAGCAUGAAUGACAUCUCGGACAAACCAGACAAGGACCAGCUGAAGAACAAGUUCAUGAAGAAGUUGCCUCGGGACGCGGAGGCCUCCAAUGUGCUGGUGGGGGAAGUGGAUUUCCUGGAGACUCCCUUCAUUGCCUUUGUGCGCCUGCAGCAGGCUGUGAUGCUGGGGGCUCUGACAGAGGUCCCUGUGCCAACCAGAUUCCUGUUUGUUCUGCUGGGACCGAAAGGCAAGGCUAAAUCCUACCACGAGAUCGGAAGGGCGAUUGCUACGCUCAUGUCAGAUGAGCUAUUUCAUGACAUUGCUUACAAAGCCAAGGAUAAUGAAGAUCUUCUGGCUGGUAUCGACGAGUUCCUGGAUGAAGUAAUUGUCCUGCCGCCAGGCGAGUGGGAUCCUGAGAUCAGGAUUGAGCCUCCAAAGUCGCUGCCUUCUUCUGAUAAAAGGAAGAACAUGAUUUCAGGAGGAGAGAGCAUCCAGAUGAAUGGAGACAUGCCCCAUGACAGUGGUGGUGGGGGUGGGAGCCAUGAGGUGCCGGAUGAACUGAAGAAAACCGGAAGAUUCUUCGGUGGUUUUGUGGCAGACAUCAAGAGGAAAGUCCCAUGGUAUGCCAGCGAUUUUUAUGACGCACUGAGCAUCCAGUCUUUGUCUGCCAUCAUGUUCAUCUACCUGGGGACCGUAACCAACGCCAUCACCUUCGGAGGACUCCUUGGAGACGCAACGGACAACAUGCAGGGCGUGCUGGAGAGUUUCCUGGGCACAGCCAUCAGUGGAGCCACCUUCUGUCUGUUUUCUGGACAACCUCUCACCAUUCUGAGCAGCACGGGGCCAGUGCUAGUCUUUGAACGUCUCCUCUUCAGCUUCAGCAAAGACAACGCUUUUGACUACCUGGAGUUCCGCCUUUGGAUCGGGUUGUGGUCGUCCUUCCUGACUCUCAUCCUCGUUGCCACUGACGCCAGUUUCCUGGUCCAGUAUUUCACCCGUUUCACUGAAGAAGGCUUCUCAUCAUUGAUCAGCUUCAUCUUCAUUUAUGAUGCCUUCAAGAAGAUGAUUAAACUGUCCCACUACUACCCCAUCAACGCAGACUUCAAGGUGGACUACAUCACUCUGUUCAGCUGUACGUGCCUGCCGCCUGACCAAGGUGUGAAUUCAAGCCUUCUUUGGAAUAGCUCUGACUCGCUGAUUUCAGCCAUUCCCAGGAUACACAAUGACACCAUUCACAGAAACACAAGCAUUGACUGGUCGUUACUGUCCAAGAAAGAAUGCCUGAAAUAUGGAGGCCACAUGGUUGGUGCAAGCUGUCACUAUGUCCCAGAUGUCACCCUGAUGUCAUUCAUCCUUUUCCUCGGUACCUACAGCUGUUCAAUGACACUAAAGAACUUCAAAACCAGCCCCUAUUUCCCAACCAGGAUCCGGAAGCUGAUCAGUGACUUUGCCAUCAUCCUGACCAUUCUGAUCUUCUGCGGCUUGGAUGUCCUGGUGGGAGUCGACACACCAAAGCUAAUCGUGCCAAGCGAGUUCAAGCCAACCAACCCAAAGAGAGGCUGGUUUGUGCCGCCAUUCGGAGGCAACCCGUGGUGGGUGUGUCUGGCCGCUGGCCUCCCAGCUCUCCUUAUCACCAUCCUGAUCUUUAUGGACCAACAAAUCACGGCCGUCAUCGUCAACAGGAAGGAGCACAAACUGAAGAAAGGGGCUGGCUAUCACCUCGACCUCUUUUGGGUGGCAGUCCUGAUGGCUAUCUGCUCCUUCAUGGGGUUGCCGUGGUACGUAGCAGCCACUGUCAUCUCUAUUGCCCACAUUGACAGCUUGAAGAUGGAGACUGAAACCGCAGCACCUGGAGAACUGCCCAAGUUCUUGGGAGUCAGGGAGCAACGAGUAACGGGUGUUGUUGUCUUCAUUCUGACUGGAGUCUCUGUCUUCUUGGCUCCCAUUCUAAAGUUCAUCCCGAUGCCAGUACUCUAUGGAGUAUUUCUGUACAUGGGUGUUGCCUCCCUGAAUGGUGUGCAGUUCAUGGACCGGUUGAAGUUGCUGCUGAUGCCUCCAAAGCACCAACCAGACUUCAUCUACCUGCGUCACGUCCCCCUGCGCAGAGUGCACCUCUUCACCUUCAUUCAAGCAGUCUGCCUCACCUUGCUGUGGGUCCUGAAGUCAACUGUGGCAGCCAUCAUCUUUCCAGUCAUGAUCCUGGCGCUGGUAGCCGUAAGGAAAGCAAUGGACUACAUCUUCACCCAACAUAACCUUAGCUUCCUGGAUGAUGUCAUCCCAGAGAAGGAUAAGAAAAAGAAAGAGGAUGACAAGAAGAAAAAGAAGAAGAUGAGUGCAGACAGUGAUAACGAAGAUUCUGAUUACCCAUACUCAGAAAAAGUUCCUGCAAUUAAAAUUUCAAUGGACAUGAUGGAACAAGAACCCUUCCUAGGCAGUAAAAAAUCUACUGAGAGAGAAAAGCCACCGACAUUCCUUGAACGACACACUUCGUGCUGAUCCAAUCCCUUUCUUCCAGUCAAUCUCUAUACCAAGCCCUCCAACCACUCCAUUGAGAACUGUGCCUCAGAUAAGAAUCGAACUUGAGCCCGACUACGAACCAGGCUCCUUAUGGAGAACCAAGGGAACAGAAACAGCGCUCUGAGCCAGCGGCCCAGUGCAGUCCGCACACACUCUCAUCCGCCAACGCUGCGAGACAGACUCACCUUGCGUUUGGGAAUUGCAGUCUGGUCAGAAAGCUGGGGAAGGCACGAGGCACCUUUCUUUUGUUCUCCAUCUACGCAACCCACCCCACCCCACGAACUCUUUCAAGGAGCCCUCCACACCCUUCCAGGACUAACAUCCUUCUUGAAGAAUGUAAGAGGCAGGUGGGGAAUUGAGGAGAGGCCAGUUUGGUACGCUACAGCAGCAAGACGCUCCUCUCCUCUUUUAACUAUUCUGCCAUUGCAGACCAGUCUAGCUCAGUUAUUCCUUAUGACCUUAUUAAGAGCCAAAAUGAAGGACUAGCGGGGAAUUGCUGACUAUGCAAAGGUUAUUUUUCCAAUGACACUUUUGCCCUGCUUGCUGGAUAAACUAAUUACAGAUACAUCAUAGUCUCUUCACACCUGACGUCUUAUAUUGAACUCCUUUUAUCAUUUGAUCCAGUAAUUAUCAGGUGGGAUAUAUUAUUAUCUAGCGGCAGACACAGUCUGUAGUCAGACAUAGCUCUACCUCUCGUUUCUAGAGUGACAGAAAUUCUGUACAAAUGAUUAUUAUUGUAUUCCGCUGUGAUUAUUAAUCUCAAUCUGAAAGGUUAAAACUGGGGUCACUAGAUCAUUAACACUCCCGAACACAUCUUUGAAGCCCUUUUUAAAGCAUUGCGAGAGAUUAAAACUAUUACUUUAUUUGUGACCAAGCAGUAAUUUAAAUAAUUAUUUUUAAACGACACUUUUUUUGUACAGUGCUUAGCCUUAUUCUCCCACAUGUAAAAAUAGAAUAAUGAUUUUAAUUAACUCGGGGACCAAGAUGCAAGCCCUUUGCUUCAAUACCCCGUGUGCUCUGUGCUCAUGCAUACUUGCUGGUGGACGGCCCACUUGCUUCUGGGAUUGAGCAGAGGACAACCUCAGCACAGUGCUAAUUUAGCCUGCAGGACUGGGCGAGGCGCUGAUUUUAACCUGUCUUCUGUCACUCUCCGUUAAUCUCAGUAGCUUUGUGAUGGUCACGUUGGAUUAGAAUAUUGCCCCUUGGUACAGAGGAACUAUUUCAAUUCAUAAAUCUUGGCUUGAACACAGAAGGCAGAUAUCCCCUUUAUUGUUGGAUUGUGCUGCCCGCCUGUGCUGUUGGAAUGGCCACAGAGAAGGUUAUGCUGAGUUCCGAGGUGGUGUCCUCCCAAGUGUGGGUCGGGUACUGUUCUUCCGACCUUUCUGUUGGAUCCACAAAGCAGGUUCAGAAAUGAACUACAACUGUCUUCAGUGUAACGUCUACAUUAGGCAUAACCAAGCUGAUGUUCAGUCCAGGGAAGUGGCAACUGAAGACCAUUCAUCCACACAUACAAACAUAACAGGAGCAGAUGGCAGCCAUUUGACCUUUCAAGUUUGUUCUUCGUUUUAUCAAAAUCAUGGAUGAUUUCUGUACUGCUAUAUCCCUGUACCAUCUCCCUGAUUCCCUUAACAUCCAGAAAUCUACUGAUUUCUGUGUUAAAUGAACUGAGUGACUGAGCCUCCACAACACCUCAAGGUGAUGUAUUCCAAAGGCUCGUCACCCACUGAGUGAAGAACUUCCUUCUCAGUCGUAAAUGGCCGACCCCUUGUUCUGUGACUCCUUAUGUCCCAGACACCUCAGCCAGGAAUAGCAUUCUCCCUGUCCAGCCCUUAAGAAUUUUGUAAGUUUCAAUAAGAUCUCUGAUUCUUCUGGGCUCUUGAGAAUUCCACUCAGUCUCUCCUGAUAUGGUAAAGUCGUAGACUGGCAAUGAGUGGCAACCCUCGUGAAUUAUUUCUGUAUACCUCCUAUGGCAUUUAUUUCCUCCUUUACAUAAGGGAUUUAAAACUGUACACAAUGCUCUAGAUGCAGUCUCAUCAAGGCUCAAUGUACUUGGGUAAGAUAUCUUUAUUCCUCUCAUAUCCUAUCAUAAUAAAGACUAAUAUACUAUUUGCCACCCUAAUCACAUAUCAGAUCUCAGUGACUUGUGUACUUGAAUAUUCAGGUCACUUUCAAAUUCAAAACAAUUUAUUGUUUAAAAAAUGUUCUGCUUUUCUCUUUUAUACCAUUUUCCACACUACAUUUCAUCUGCCAUGUUCUUUCCCACUCAUUCACUUGUCCAUAUUCCCUGGGUGCCUCUUUACACCCUUCUCCUUAUUCAUAGUCCCACCUAAAUUUGUAGCAUUGGCAAAUGUGGAGAGUUGACAUUGGGUCCCCUCAGUCAAUUUAUUGAAAGAGAUUGUGAGUAACUGAGGUUCAAGCACUGGUCCCUAUGGUGCCAAACUAAGAAAGAUCUAUUUAUCCCCACUCUGCUUUAUAUCUGACAAAUAUUUCUCAACACAACAAUGCUUUCCCCUCAAUUCCUUGUAGAUGAAACUUGUUGACCACCCUCCUUCUCGGGACAUUCUAGAAGGCCUGCUAAUUCCAGUACACCUUAUCUACCAGUUAUCCUUAUCUAUGUAGUCACAUCCUCAAAAUGCAAACCUGGUCCAUGAUAAAAUUAAACUCUGCUUGAUCCCAUCUCAAAUUCCAUCUCCCUGCCUUGGUUCCUUAAUGCCCAUUCCCUCAUCCAGUCACCCUCAGUUUCAAAAAAAUCCAUUUGACCCUAGUCUUGGUUACUCUCUGGGCAGGAGGGCCCCAGACUGACCUUCGUAUGAGGAAGACAUUCCUGAUAUUACCCUUGAAUGGCCGCUGAGUUUAAGGUUCUGCCCCACCACUAGUAGAUACUCUCUAUCAGCCCUGUUAACCUCUUUAUUCCUUUAAAACCUUUGGUGAUCUUGAAUUGUUUCAGCUUCUCCUAUACAGUGCAUGAAAGGAUGUACUAUCCGUUAUGUUAGAAGAUUGAACUGACUGUGUUUAGAAUACUUGGAGAUGUUUGGGCUAAUGCAGAGAGAUACUCUGGGACUUGGGAUCUUCCUAUGUGGAGAUGAAAGGUAUUCCCUGGCUGAGGGGUAAUCUCACUGUAUAAGACAGUUACCUCAGGCUGUGAAGCCUGGAGCUGGAGAAAUUCUCUCAUUAUAAGGGGCCAGCCAAGUAAUACAGAUGAGGGAUUUCUUCACUUGGGGGGCUGUGAAUAUUAGAAUUUCUCUUCCCUUGAGAACUGUAGAGACUCAGUCACUGAGAAUAUACAAGCUUGGCUGAUUGGUUGCCCAAUGCUAUUGGUCAGGUUUUGGAGACCUGGAAUCAGGGACAUAGGGUGGCUGGUGGAGGAAGGUGGGCUUGAUCCCCAGAAUCUGCAACAAUCAUAUUGAAUGUCAUAACAGGUUGGAAGAGCUGAAGGACCUACUCCUGCUUCUAUUCCUUGUGCUUCUUGCUGAAGCUCUUUAAGAAUGUGCAGUUGAGAUACCCACCUGCGUUUCUUUGUCUCUCUCUCUCUCUCUCUCUCUCUCUCUCUCUCUCUCUCUUCCAAUCAAA